GAGUGUGCCUGACAGGUUUGGCUGUGCUGCUUGGGCUUGAGAAGCAGCCUGGGAGUGUACAUAUGCAUAUUUUUUUUGCCAUGAAUGGCAGUUCACCUCAUAUGUGAUGACCUGACGUGAGUUACCAUGAGGACUUCAGCUCCUCCCACUGUCUGCAGCGGUCGCUCCACUGCUGCCCUGCUCACCACACUCCUUCCCCUCACUGUCUCCUUGCUAGUGUGGGCCUCACAGUCCCAGGCACAGGAGAGCAGAGCAGAUGUAGCCACAAAUACCAGCAGCAGUAGAGCUGUGGGUGCUGUGCAGAAUGUUAGUGAUGGCAUUGAUGCCACCCAGCCUGGCAGUAAACCUGUCAUUUAUGUAAAUAAUCCACAGCUACUAAGGGAGAUGCAGGAACAGAGUUUACUUCAUCACACUUUUAGAUUAUCUGCUGGAGGAGUGCCAAGUAAGGAGGAGGAUGGGGUCCUGGAGGGAGGGGUACCUCUCCUGGAGCGCUCAGCUACCCUAGGCUCACAGCUGAGGCAUCUUGCCAACAAUGAGCUGGGGGUCACACACAUGCAGGCAACUUUUGAUGAACUGCCAUAUUCUAAUCUUGAGCGGAAAGAAGAGGAGACGGUGAAAGAGAUGGUACAAUCAUUAGAGAGAAAGUUUUCAUUGUACUCAAGACUACUAACUGAAAUGUGUGAAAUGUUGGAAGAACAAUUUGCACUUGAUGGGCCAAGACUGGAGAGAGAAGCACAGGAAUACCGUCCUUGCUGCCUCAUCCCAGACAACUACCUUGAGUACAAAAGUCACUUUGGAACACGCGUGAAUGAAGAGCUGUGGUGUGACACCGGGUUUGGUUCAGGUGAUCAUCUUCUACCAGACGAUUUCUUUGUUGCACCGUACAACUUAACAGAGAUGUUUGCAUUAAAUCUGAGAAGGUACCCAACAAUCAAAUGGCAGUACUUCAUGUCAACGCCUGGCCUCCACACAGAAUAUCCUGCCCACAGACCAGGUACAAGUCUUGGAUCAGACUGUGGACAGUCUUCACGGCAUCGCCAUGUGUAUGAGGGAACAUUGCGACCUAGAGGCAGGAACAUAGUAUUGCUAUAUGAUCUUGGAGAAGCUCUAACUCCAAGGCUCCUCCUUACAGCUAAAGCUAUAGGACAUCAGGUUGUCUCAACACUAACUCUGCAAGACAACAUAGCUGUGGUGGGUGUGGCGGGUAACGUGGCGCGUCCUGCAGCUGCAUGUAUGAGGUCUGCCAUGACACCAGCCACUCACGAUGUCAAGCAAACUGCCAGACACUUCAUGGACUUCCUAGAGAUACAGAAUGAGCCCACCAAUCACACCUUGGGCUUGAUGACAGCACUCAAUAUCAUCAGUCAGUCUGCCAACAGCUCAGCACUGUUGGUUUACGUGAGUCGUGGUGUGGUGUCUUCACAGCACCAGGUCCACACAAUUAUGUCCUCACUAGCUUCCAUGCUUGACAUCAUUAAGACCAGAGUUGUCAUCAGCACGUUUGGGUUAGGUCUCCUUAAACAUGAAUUUUCUUUGGAAGAACAGUUUUUAGCAGCGCUUACUAAACAAGACUUCAAGAUGUUUGACAUAGAAUAUAGUAAAUAUCCUGAGACUGGGAAAUUUGUGGGGCUGGACUCAACUUUGAAUGUGUCCCCUUUCAUUCAUAACAUGUAUGAUGUGGUGGAGGAACCUCCUAUGCCUAAGGAAGGAGCUCUGCGAAACCUUGUGAUAUCUGACCCUUACUGGGAUGAUGACAGCAGUGAGACUGUUGUUUCGCUGUCCAAGAUUGUACGUACUGAAGAAGGAAGACUCCUAGGGAUGAUUGGUAUUGAUCUUCCUCUGGCCAACCUGUUAGAAGAUGUGACCCAUUUUACCUCCCCAGCUCACUCGUAUGCCUUUGUCAUGGAUGCACAGGGUAAUGUCCUGGGCCACCCAAAGCUUGGGCGUCCGGAGAGCUGGACGCUACCCCUUGUACCCACGGAUGUAAUGCUGCUGGAGCAAACACCAGGUCUCAACAGCAUUAGAGGAGAGUUCUUCAGCACACACUCAGGACACACAUUCCUCCAUGGCAGAGCACACAAGGGGGACCAGUUGGACAAGCUGCACUACUGGUGGCACCAGUCAGAGAGUAAUGGGUGGGUGAUGGUGGUGGCCUGGCAUGACUCAGGCCUGCCAAGACGGCGGUUGAGUCGUAGUGUGCGGCCGCUGCCCCCCACUGCACUCUUUCACCGCCUUGACCUCCUCUCACCCAGUGAAGCUCGGGUGUGUCGCCACUUUAACCAAAUGGCAACUCUGGAUGGCAGCACCUUGUUCCUCUCAGUGGGUUCCUAUGUAUCACCACUAAGUCAGCUUGCCAGUGGUGUUGAGAGUUUGGGUGCUGUCCAGAGCAUCACUGCCUACCUCAGUGACAACACACAACUCAUAGCCAACCCAGGCCUUAGGCUGGGUGUGCGCACUGAUGCCACGGCACUUUACCAGAUCUCUGACUUCUGGAAAAAGCAACAUGAAGACAGUGACCUCAGUAAAUAUAUUGUUAGAAGAUAUGCUGCAGCUUCAUCUGGUGUGGCCAUUAUGUAUCCUGGAACCUUACUGGAUCGCAGCUUUGACCCGCGCUCCCAGUCAUGGUACCUGAGUGCCUUGUCCAAUCCAGGGAGAGUAGUGGUGUCUCCACCUUACCUAGACCCUGGCGGUGCUGGCUACAUAACCACAGCUUCCCACACUGUUUAUCAGGGUGAGUCAGCUGCUAUGCACUCCCCUGCUGAUCCAGUGGCUGCUGUUCUUGCUGCAGAUUUCACUGUGGGAUAUUUUUACAAAAUUCUGUUGGACUUGGAACCUGCGUGUGGUGGUGAUGAUAUCUUUGAUCAGGAGAGGAAAGUUCGGUGUUUCCUGGUGAACAGUGAAGGUUACCUGGUGGCACAUCCAUCUCUACUUGAUCCAACCCGCUCCUCAGGCCCGUCAGUCAACAUUCCCCCUCACAUCACACACCAGGAGCCAGUGUUGUCCAUGGAGCUGCUGGGGAGGGCGGAAGGCUGGCUGACCAAGGCCUCAUGUGGUCGGUGGUGGCACGGUGCUAGUGAACGUCAUUAUUCUCUUCAAGUUCCUGCCAACCAGGUGGUAACCUUACCUGCUGGCAGCAACCAGGGAGACAAUAGUCCAUGCCUGCAGUAUGCUUUGGUAUCUGUGCCAUCCACCAAUCUCAUCCUCACUAUAAUCAACCAGACAUGCAGUCCAUCUGUUGCCUUCUGUCCGUGCAGCAUGGAUGAUCGGCUGUGUCUUAACUGUCAGUUGGUGGAGGCUGGUGCAUGCGAGUGUCCCUGUGAAUGUCCACUUUCCUCUCACCCUUGUGGCGACUCAUUUGAGGAGGACAAGAGCUAUCCAUGGUCCACAGAAUCUUCAUCGCCAACCAAUGACACAAAAGAUUCAACUAACCGCAUUUGGCAAACAUAUUUUGACAAGAGCUUUGGUAAUGGCCAGCCUGUGCCUCAGGUGCUUGAGCUGACCACACAGCCCCCAGACCUGGCCCCUACUUGCCACCGUGUUCCUGAGCCCCCUGUCUCCCUCCAGUACUCCAUAGGCUUGCUGGCUCACUUGGACUCCUGUGUUGCUGUUUCCUGUUCCCUUCAUGCCACACCAACGGCAUGUCUGGGUGUGAUUGGCUGUGUUUGGUGUUAUCUGAAUGGUGAUGGGUCCUCUCUCCUCGGCCAUCCACAUUGCACAGAGGCCCACCACUGCUAUGGGGGCAUUGUUGGAGGGCCUUCACCAUACCCUCAUGGUCUAGCAACCCUCCCUCACUCUGACAAUACCCAUGGGGACUCUGGCAACCCUAUUGGACCUGUUGCUGGUGGAGUGAUGGCAGUGUUCCUAGUGAUAGCGGUGGCUGUGUACUGUUACCGGCAACAUGUUGGCAGCACCAGUAACUCCCUCUACACCCCAGCUAGCCUCCAUCCACAACCCAGCAUCUAUCAGUCUCAGCCUGCGCAUGACAUUGAUGCAGGAGAUGAUGAUUUGUUGGAUGUGUGUGGGGUGGGUGCAGGAGCCGCUGCAGCUGUCAGUCCUUACCGCAUGAAUCCAGGCUACCGGCGGCCUCCAGGUGUGGCUGACUCCAGUGACCAGGGGUACUCCACUAUGACCCCUCACGAUGAUUCAGAGAACCUUAAUUACACUGACCUUGGGGGCUUGGUGGGUCUGCCUGCAAGUCACACUGUUGAUGAUGGCCCCUCCUCCUCUGGCUGGUCACCCCCUCCUUCCCCAGGAUGCCAGGAGAGGAGAGGCAGCCUCCUGGAGCCUUCUCACACACUACUGGCACCAGCCAAACGAAAUGGUCCCAACAUUAUCCAGGUACCUGUCACUGUGCACAUGGUUGAUAGUGUAUGAGUAUGUCACUUCAAGAUCUGUGUUUGAAAUAGAUAAGGCUUGUGGCAAAUCCAUUUACUUUAUUAUUUGCAAAUUUUCUUGCAUUUAGGAACAAUCCUUCAGGGAGCUGAGGAUUUUCUUAGCUUGCCUUCAGGAAUAACAGUAUUACAGAGAGAUUUGUUAACCAUGUUUACUUGACAUAACUGGUGAAUAGCCAGUAGAUUAGGACAUGCAUGACUACUGCGGCCAGGCCAGCACAUUCCUUGUAGCAUUUAAAAAGCGAGUGUGUAUAAAGUUCUCCAACAUUUUAGAUAUAUUGAAAAGGUUAAUGAUGUAAUUCUAUUCUUAAGGCAUGAGUACAGUAGUUGUAAUUUAUAUGCAAUAUUUUUAAUUGUGAUUAUAGUUCCAUUUGUGGUAGGUUCAAGUAGUCUAGUCUGAAUACAGCUAAAUGAACAGCUGAGCAUUAAGGUGUUUUGGGUGAAGCAUGGAAGAGCACCAAAGAUAAAGUUUCAUAUACACUGGGCAGCACAACUCAGGAAUCCCAGAAGGGGAGGGAACUAGUACAUCAAACACAAACUUAUUGUUCCUAAGUUAGUUUUUAGAGCAACAGCAACAAGUACUGCAGAUUCAGUUCUUGUAAAUUAAAAAUUUGGGGACAGAAUAUAAAAGUUUUUUGUAUGUGUGUGUGUGUGUAUGUCUGUUUGUGUGUGUCUGUGUUUGUAUAUGUUUGUUUGCUUACAUAGUUUUGGGGAACAUUUAAGUAUAUUUAUUUAAUGACAAGUGAGUAUCUUAAUUGAAGGACGUAAUGCCAGUGAAAAAGCACAUGGAAGAAUUUUACAAUGGUGGUGGUGUCUGAAAGUUGUACUGUAAGUAGUGAGGGUAUUUUGCUAAUGCAAAAGUUGUACGACAAUAAAAAUCUCAUUUUAAAACUAUCCUUCCUGUAGAUUUCAUAUGCUAAUAUGUGAAAGUGCUCAAUAAGUAUUUCAGGUUGGAAGAAUUGGAAUUAUUCUUCUCUCAAAAAUUAAUGUUGUGCGGUAAGAAGUCAUGCAAGUCCCAAGCAGCAAGUGUAUGUGAGGCCUUAGCUAAGAUAAAGUACUUACCUAUGCAAUUUGUAAAUGAAGUGAAUAGUAAUUGCAGUAUUAUCAGGAUAUCAUUUUACAUAAAAUUAUUCUUGUGAAUUUUAUUGAAUAUACAUUUUCUUAAAUAUUAGUAAUAAUGGAAAAUUUUAUGAAUAUUUUACUUUUAUGUACUUUUUUCUCAAUAGUGUUGAGCAUGAAGGUGAAAUCAAAAGUCUGUAUCACAGAGGUACAUAGGUACUAAUACUCAGGCUGAUGGUGACCAAUACUUUCCCUGUUGGUAAUGAUCCUCUCUAGACUAACACUGCCUCUAGUGAAUAAAUGAGUGGAGUAAUGACAGUCAUGGCUUGUAUGAACUUUGUGUUUUAAUGUCUAUUUGUCAUAGUACAGAAAAAUUAUGCUGAAAAAGUGUACAAUAGUGUCUCAAAAGUUUGUGAUAUGGUAAUUUAUUCUUAAUUGACUUUGUUUCUGACAAAAGUCAUCUUAAAAGCAGCAGUAAGCAGAAUAUUUAAAUUCAUAAUUAUAGUGUUCAGCUAGUACUGAACUCACCAUGAAUAUGUGUUGUGGUUCCAGAACCCAUCAUGCACAGUGACUUGUGUGUUCAGGAAAGUUCCUCUGAUCACAGUUUAAAUUGUACUUGUAUACUGAUAAACUAGAUUUAUCCCUGUAUACCUAACUGAAUUGGCCUGGAAUCUGAUUUGGGGUAUGAUAAAUCCAUCGUAGGUAAAAAUAGAAAAGAAAAAAUUAGAAUGAAUAAAGAAUAAUAAUUGGUAAUUACAAUGACAAAUAAAUGAAACAAAGUUGGGAUAUGGGAGAAACAAAUGUUGUAAUUUCUAAUUCUUGUUGUGUUAGAAAACUUGUAAAUUUUACUCAUUCCUACAACUGUAGAUUCCACAAAUGUCAAGGUUUUGGUUGAAAAUUUUGUAGGUUGGUCAUUAUUGAUCCAGCAAUCAGUACAUAAUCCAGUUCCACCACUAUCCAGCACUAAUUUCAGCUAGUGUAAUUUAAAAUUUCCCAUAUUGCUGCACCAACCUGCUGUACCUACUGUUUCUUAGUGCUGCUUACUGCAUAAACAGCUGGUAUCACUUCCAAACUUAAGGAACCCAUUCCACUUUGUUUUUCUCUAGGUCAUUAUACAGAAAAGAUAAGGUUAAACUGGAAAAAAAACUUAACAGCAAUGUGUCCAUGUGAAGUUUGUGUGAAUUAUACAGCAAUAGCUUUGCAACAGUUUGUGACAUGAAACAAAAGAAAAAAUUUUCAGUUUCUUUGAUAAUUUGAUUGGCUAUACUAAUCAGCAUCAGUAUUGGCAGGAAAAGUUGUUCACAUAAUUAACUUAUACUAAUUCAGGCUUUAUUUUAAAGGUAUGAUGAGGUGGUUAACUAUUGUAUCAAGUCUUUUCAGAUUGUAAUAAGGGAAAAUUGCUAAUCCAGCAUCCUAAAGUUCCUAAUGAUGCUAAUAGACAACCUGUACACUUGUAUCUCAGCACUGUGGACUAAAAGGAGGUUAACAUCAAUCCGGACUCUGAUGAAAUCUGUAGGUGGCAACACUGACAUAACAUUUAUGCAUAGCUUUGUCUAGCUCUUGAUAACAAACCUUGAUUUGCUUGCAGACUGCUACAGAACCAGAUUUAAUUGAAUAUCUAUCCACAGAAUAUUUCGCAGCAUAUUCAGUAAGUUUAGAUUUUAUGUUAAACUUUGUUAUUUUGCUUUGUAUUCCUGAAACACCUGCUUCACAGAUGUACUACUUUUGAACUUUUGAUCAACUAAAGGCUCUGUGCUACUGUCAAAUUCUCCCUUUUCUUCUUUUCUACUUUUUCAUUCAAUCAUGACAAUGAAAAAAAAAUGUUUUUUAGGGAAAAUGUAGAAAAAGAAAGAGGGGACAAAACAAAGUAAUUGGCUACCAGCUAGCUGUUAGUUCUAUAAGCAGGGGCUUGGGUCCAGUGUUGUUACAAUUUAAUCUGGCUGCUCCAAAUUUUGUCUGCUGCUUCCAAAAUCUGUUAAAGGAAAGUGUGUAGUAUAGAGGUAUUUGUAUAUCUGUCUGGUCUUGGAGAGCUGAGUGUUACAAAUUAUUGAGAUGCUGUUGUAUACUAAUUGCAAGCAUUUGCAUAACCAAAUUUUGCAGCUUUUUAUACUAUUGAGAAAAUUCAUCUUGAAGAUGUGCAUAAAAUAAUGUAGUGAAACUUGAUGUAUGUAUUUAUGUAUGAUAUAGAGCUGAGUAUCGAAGUUGGUGUUGGUUGGCACUGGAAGUUGUGUAGUAUUGAGUGGAGGCUGGCAUGACUAUAAUUCUAGUCUUUAAUUAAACUUUGUAAGAAAAUAUCAUAUAUAUAUGAAUUGAGCAUUGAUGAGACAUUCUUUUAUGAAGAAAUAUAUUAUUUGUAUUGCUGGAUGUAA
Molecule: messenger RNA, 7819 nt
Organism: Portunus trituberculatus (swimming crab)
Lineage: Eukaryota; Metazoa; Arthropoda; Malacostraca; Decapoda; Portunidae
Product: VWFA and cache domain-containing protein 1-like
Exons: 23
Coding region: 127-4374 (1415 amino acids)
Cellular component (GO): voltage-gated calcium channel complex
Molecular function (GO): voltage-gated calcium channel activity
Source: RefSeq, a predicted model, not a curated record